AUCGUCGCCCAGCUUCUUCUCCCUUUCUCCUACCACCGUGCUGAAGCGGCAAACUCGCACAACCUUUCUUCGCACAACCUUUCUUCUCCGCCGGUGUCACGAUGCUAACGGCUGACAUUCCCCCCAAUCAAACCAUUUACAUAAAAAACCUCAACGAGAAGGUCAAGAAAGAAGAAUUGAGAAGAUCGCUUUACUGUUUGUUUUCUCAAUAUGGAAGGAUUCUGGAUGUCGUUGCCUUGAAGACACAGAAGCUCAGAGGGCAGGCAUGGGUCUGCUUCAGUGAAGUAACAGCUGCCAGCAAUGCAGUGCGGCAAAUGCAGGGUUUUCCAUUUUAUGACAAGCCCAUGCGUAUCCAAUAUGCAAAAACAAAGUCAGACUGCCUUGUAGAGGCAGAAGGAGUCUACGAUCCAAAUGCUAAGAAGAAGAAGAAACAAGAAGAAAAAGCUGAGAGGAAGAGGCGCGCUGAAGAAGUUCAGCAAUCUGCAACAGCUAAUGGUUCAGCUGCUGACAAUAACAGAGGCCCUACUUCUUUCCGCCCAGCAAGUGGUGGCGGCGACCAAGAAACCAUUCCGCCUAACAACAUACUGUUCAUCCAGAAUCUGCCGCAUGGAACCACUAGCAUGAUGUUGCAUGUCCUGUUCCAGCAGUACCCUGGAUUCAAGGAAGUCCGGAUGGUGGAAGCUAAGCCUGGCAUUGCAUUCGUUGAAUUCGAAGACGACAUUCAGUCAUCCAUGGCCAUGCAGGCACUUCAAGGGUUCAAAAUCACUCCUCAAAAUCCAAUGGCCAUCAGUUUUGCCAAGAAGUAGUAGGCUUGCUUGUCUUCUACAUGUAUUGUAUGGAUUAAGGAGAGCCAUGCCUCCUGAAACCGAGUUAGGAGUAUUGUAUCUGAUCAGGAGCAAUGUUAUUGUAGACCACUAUCAACAGAAUCUUUGCCAGUACUUUUGAUAAAAAAAAAGUUAUUACUUCUCGGCAACGGAUUCGUAUUUGAUAAUACGUGCAGAAUUAGAAGAAAUGGGCGAAAGUCGGGUCGGAGAGAUUCAUUGGGCUUAGAAUUAGCGAAUCCGGUUGGACGAUUGCCCAACUGAGCUGGGCUUUUGUUUUUAGUUUGGGACACAAGAACCUAUUUCAUUUGGGCUUAGGAAUGAUGUUU
This is a messenger RNA of Linum tenue, 1150 nucleotides long. NCBI's taxonomy places the organism in Eukaryota, Viridiplantae, Streptophyta, Magnoliopsida, Malpighiales, Linaceae. The record is from the annotation of a GenBank genome assembly.